Molecule: messenger RNA, 1575 nt
Organism: Etheostoma cragini (Arkansas darter)
Lineage: Eukaryota; Metazoa; Chordata; Actinopteri; Perciformes; Percidae
Gene: nemp1
Product: nuclear envelope integral membrane protein 1
Exons: 9
Coding region: 16-1410 (464 amino acids)
Cellular component (GO): nuclear envelope
Source: RefSeq, a predicted model, not a curated record
AAUGCAACGUAUGGGAUGCCAACUGCUGUAAAACAUAAGCGGAGAAGAAGAAGAAGAAGAAGGCGGAAGGGGCGGGCCAAACAUAAGAGGAGGGAGGGAAAUGGUGCUAUCAUCAUGGCGGGAUGCAUGAAAAUGAUAAACAAUUAUACCUCAAUAAGUGCUACAUUAAUGGUUUUCACGGUGCUGCUUGUAGGUUUAUCUCACACUUCAGGAUACCAGGAUACGGGUAACCAAAAUCCAGUAAUUGAUCUCAAGGAUGGAGAGGAGUACGUCAUGUCAGGGUCCAACAGGUUCUGUUACAAAAACUCUGUGGUGCCAACUUGGAGGCAAACAUGGACAAGAAUUCAGAUCAAAGUGUGGAGUUCCAACGUGUUUAAGGUGGAAACUGUGGAGGGGGAGGAGGAGUUGCGGGAGCUGGAACGAUUCAGCGUCUGGAGCUGGUUUCAGAGCUUGUUACGUGAGCGGCACAAUGAGACCACUAUUAACAUCAAUCUGUUCAGCAAGGAGACGUGCUUCAAGAUCGACCCUGCGGACAGAACAAAGUUCACUGUCCAGCCCCUUCGUAAGUUUGAUAUCUAUCUGUUUUUGGUAUUCCUCGCCGGAGCAUUGUUGUUCCUCUUUGCAGAAUCACUCAGCAGGAGUCAAGCUUUCUUCUACUCCGCUGGUAUGAGCACAGGCAUGAUCGCCUCUCUCAUCAUCCUCUUUUUUAUUUUGGCACGCUUAUUGCCAAAGAAAAGCCCUUUUUAUGUCUUGAUUGUUGGCGGCUGGUCGUUUUCUGUGUACGCCAUCCAGUUUGUCUGCAGGAACCUUGGUGUAAUUCUGCGAGAACACUGGAACAUCGCACUAGGUUAUGUAGCAGUGGUGGGAUUCAUCACGUUUGCUGUGUGUUACCGUUACGGUCCCCUGGUGGAUGAGAAGAGCAUUAACAUCUUGUCGUGGACGCUGCAGCUCUUUGGUCUGCUCCUGAUUUAUCUAGGGAUUCAAAUCCAGCAAGUUGCCUUCUCCAUCAUCGUGGCAGCUGUGUUUUCCAAACAUCUGGAGUACCCAGUCUCUCUGACACUUGCCGCGUUGAGGAGAAUCAAAAGAUACAUUCACUGGAAGCCAGAGCCACGUCGCCUGUUGACUGAGGAGGAGUUUCAGAAGCAGGGAGAGGAAGAGACUUUGCGUGCCCUGGAAGAGCUGAGGAAGUACUGCAACAGCCCAGAGUUCAGCCCAUGGAAGACGGUGUCCAGGCUUCAGUCUCCGAAAAGGUUUGCUGAUUUCAUUGAAGGGUCCCCUCACUUGAUGUCAAAUGAGGUGUCCGUGCACGCGCAGGAAUACGGCUUUGGGGGAACUUUUUUUGAGGAUGAUUUUUUUGACACGGAUGACGACGAGGAAGACGACAUUAAGCCUAUGAUGAGACCCGAGUGAGACACCACUGUGUUAAAAGGCGAAUGAAAAUAGAUACGAUUAUAUUAUUGCCUUUCAGCAAGGUGGCCGGAGAACCGCUCUCCGUGGCUUCUGUGCUAACGUCCCGACUGACUUCGGAGUGACUACGGGACUGUGAUUUCAGUCACAAGAGGCACCACGCACACA